This is a messenger RNA of Salarias fasciatus (jewelled blenny), 3561 nucleotides long. It is a transcript of the gene tmtc1, whose product is annotated as transmembrane O-mannosyltransferase targeting cadherins 1. The transcript has 19 exons. NCBI's taxonomy places the organism in Eukaryota, Metazoa, Chordata, Actinopteri, Blenniiformes, Blenniidae. The record is from RefSeq and is a predicted model, not a curated record. Gene Ontology annotation, biological process: protein O-linked glycosylation via mannose; RNA processing. Gene Ontology annotation, molecular function: mannosyltransferase activity; protein binding. Bases 80 to 2719 code for a protein of 879 amino acids.
CACUCCGCCGCUACCUGCCGGGCGGAAUGGACGCUUCCCUCGGAGCUCCCCGCUGCAGCCUCAGCCCGGCGGAGCCGACAUGACGGCCGCGGCUCGGGAGAGGCCGGGCCGCCCGCCGCCGCUCCGUCCCGAGGCGGCGUGGGCGGCGGGGCGCUGCGCCGUGCUGGCCGCGCUGUGCGCGCUCUGCUACGGCAACUCGGUGCACGGAGAGUUGGUGCACGACGACGUGUGGGCGAUCGUCAACAACCCGGACGUCCGAGCGGGCUCCGGCCUGCGGAGCAUCUUCAGCAACGACUUCUGGGGCAAGAGGAUGGCGGACAACAGCAGCCACAAGUCCUACCGGCCGCUCUGCAUCCUCACCUUCAAGCUGAACGUCCUGCUGGGCGGCUUCCAGCCGCUCUACUUCCACCUGGUCAACGUGUGUCUGCACGCCGCCGUCACCUGCCUGCUCAUGCUGACGUGCGAGCGCUGCGUGUUCCGGAGCCGCCGCCUGGCCUUCGUGGCGGCGCUGCUGUUCACCGUGCACCCCGUGCACACCGAGGCGGUGUCUGGGAUCGUGGGCAGGGCCGACGUCCUGGCCUGCCUGCUCUUCCUGCUGACAUUCCUCUCCUAUAUUAGGAGCGUGAGCGCCGGCGCCGGCGUCCCGGAGCCCCCCACCUCGCCCCCCACGGCGCCCCCCACGGCGUCGGCCGGCUCCCUGCUGGCGGCGCUGGUCCUGGGCACCUGCGCCAUGCUGGUGAAGGAGACGGGCGUCACCGUGUUCGGAGUGUGCGUGCUGUACGACGCCCUGGUGCUCUGCCGCCGCCCGCUCGUCUGUGUCCUGUCCAGCUCCAGACUCGGGGACGUCCUCCUCCUCUGCAGGCCCCUCAUCAAGCGCGCCGGCCUCGUCUCGGCCUACGUGGCGCUCAUCAUGUCCGUGAGGCUGUGGCUGAUGGGAGGAUCCAUGCCGCUCUUCUCCGAGCAGGAUAACCCCGCCUCCUUCUCGCCUCACCUGCUCACCAGGAUGCUCACCUACUCCUUCCUGCUGUCCUUCAACGCCUGGCUGCUGCUCGCCCCCGUGGUCCUGUGCUACGACUGGCAGGUGGGCAGCAUCCCCCUGGUGGAGUCGCUGGGCGACGCCCGCAACGCCGCCACGCUGCUGCUGGCCGCCGUCAUGCUGGCCCUGAGCGUCCGCUGCGUCGUCUCGCUGCAGAGGCAGGACAGCAGGGAGCUGCUGGUGGGCCUGCUGUUCCUGGUGUUCCCCUUCAUCCCGGCCAGCAACCUCUUCUUCAGGGUGGGCUUCGUGGUGGCCGAGCGCGUCCUCUACAUGCCCAGCAUGGGCUACUGCGUCCUGGUGGCGCACGGCCUGGGCCGGCUGUGCUCGCUGCUGGGCCGCUGGGGGACGGCCGUCCUCAGCGUCUCCCUGCUGCUGCUGCUGCUGCUCUUCUCCUGGAAGACGGUCCAGCAGAACCACGUCUGGCUGUCCAGGGAGGCUCUGUUCCGCUCCGGCAUCCAGACCCUGCCUCACAACGCCAAAGUUCACUACAACUACGCCAACUUCCUGAAAGACAGCGGCCGGCACCAGGAGGCCAUCCUCCACUACACCGCCGCGCUCAGGUUGUACCCCCGCCACGCCAGCGCCAUGAACAACCUGGGAACUCUGACCCGCAGCGUGGAGGAGGCCGAGCGCUACUACAGGAAGGCUCUGGAGACCAACCCGCAGCACAACCGGGCCCUGUUCAACCUGGGAAACCUGCUCAAGUCCCAGGGGAAGGAGAAGGAGGCCGAGGCUCUGCUCAAGGACUCCAUCCACUUCGGGCCUCACUUUGCCGACGCUUACUCCAGUUUGGCUUCGCUCUACGCCGAGCAGAAACGCCUUGCUGAAGCUAACGAGGUGUAUCUGAAGGGGAUCGAGAAUUGCCCCGACAGCUCCGACCUCCAUAACAACUACGGCGUGUUCCUGGUGGAUGCAGGGAAGGGCGAGCUGGCCGCCGCCCACUACCAGCAGGCCGUGCGGCUCAAGCCGGCGCACUACGUGGCCAUGGUCAACCUGGGCCGCCUGCUGCGCUCGUCCAAUGAGAACGAAGAGGCCGAGUCCUGGUACAAGAGGGCGCUGCAGGUGACCAGGAAGGUGGACAUCCUGACGCCGCUGGGGGCGCUGUACUACAACACGGGGCGCUACGAGGAGGCGCUGCAGGUCUACAGGGAGGCCGCGGCGCUGCAGCCGGACAGCACCGACAUCUGGCUGGCUCUGGCCCAGGUGCUGGCCAUGGCGGGCCGCUCCAGCGAGGCGGAGGCCAUGACGCUGGACAUCAUCUCCCGGGAGGGCGGCUGCAUCGAGUGCUACCGCCUCCUGUCCGCCAUCUACAGCAAGCGGGGGAACUACACCCAGGCUCUGGACGCUCUGGACCGGGCCCUGCAGCAGAACCCUCCGGACCAGACGGUGAGAGCAGAGCUGUACUUCUCUAAAGGGAACCAGCUGAGAGAGAUGAACCAGCUGGACCGAGCCUUCCAGAGCUACCAGCUGGCCGUGGAGCUCAAACCCGACCAGUCGCAGGCCUGGAUGAACAUGGGAGGGAUCCAGCACAUCAAGGGGGACUAUGCAGCAGCCAGGAUGUACUACCAGAGAGCGCUGCUCUUGAGUCCCGGCUCCAAACUCCUGAAGGAGAACCUGGCCAAGCUGGACCGGCUGGAGAAGAGGCUGACGGGGGGAGGGGUAGACCACCACAGCCCCCACUGACCCCGCCCCGACCCCCGGGACUCUGAGGCCGACCGGAGGAUCGGCUGGUCUGAGACCAGCGGAGCUUCAGUCCAGCCCGGGGGGGGCUCUUCCUGUGGAGACAGUGGGACUGAAGUGGAGGACGUGAUGGACGACUCCACAAACUCCAGAAGGAUCCAGAAGAUCAGAUCUCCACCGACACAUCAGAGCCUUGAAAACACUCUGGAUUUCAGCAGAAACGCUGUGAGCUCAUCUGAAACACUCCGGAUUAAAGCAAACUUCAGAAUGUCGUGAACAAAGAGACCAGAGUUUAAAAUCCACGAAUGAAAACCAGGAGAAGGACAGGAGGAACGUUCACAGUGAAGAUAAAGAGACAUCCUGGAUGAAGUCAGGAUUGUCCUGCAGAGCUUCCUCACAGAUUCCUCUUCCUGCAGUUCUGCCGUGUGAGACGUUAUUAUGAAGCUCAUUGUUCAGAUGUGAUCCUCAUGGAGCCAGACGGACUUGGGAACUAUGAAGAGCCAGAACCAAGUCCUCUUUCUCAGUGUCCGUAACCAGGUUUCACGUUAUGUUUAUUUAUUUCAUUAAGGAUUGCAUCUCCUGCUAAAACUCUCCCUGAAGCGCUCCUCUCAGCCCGAGCUCCAUCCAGGACCUUCUGAGAACACGAGCUGCUCCACAGCAGGGCAGCAUUCUGGGUAACGGCUGCUGUCGGCGGGGAUUUACCUGCUCAGAAGAUACCCUGCUCCGUGGGAUCGGCCUUGGCUUCGGUUCUGACUGGGUUUAUGUUCUGACUGGUUGUUCCAGGUGGAAACGAAGUGACGAGUGCAUCGGUUGACUUGCACCGAGUUAAAAGAAUAAAGUUUAUG